AUGAGUUCAAAAACAAACCAGGACCCAAAAGCCUUUGUGGCUAUCAAGAAAAGGUCCAGGGUUCCUGGGGUUAUGAUCACUCAGACUGUGGAGCAACUGCCACCAGGGAAAUCGACCCCCGACUUUACCCGCAAACCAAUUGCUGUGACUGUCCAAGAAGGUAAAAAAGCCUUUUUCAAAGCUAUGGUUAGUGGAGAGCCAGCACCAACUGUGACAUGGGGGCGUAAUAAAGGUGAAAUAGAUGACCCAGAAAAGUACAAGACUAGAUAUGAUGAAAGAGCUCGAGAACACAUUCUUGAGAUAAUCAACAUCAAUCCAGACCAAGCAGACACUUACAAGUGCUUUGCCACCAAUGAAUACGGAAAAGCUGUCUGCACCACCACUCUCAAUGUCAUUGCAGCCGGCUUCAGGAAGAAGAGCAAGGGAGGAGGUCAGCAGGAACCACAGGAUUUUAGAUCAAUGCUCAAGAAAACUGUUGUUGUCACUAGGAAAAAGCAACUCCCACCACAGAAAGAGGGAGAAAUUGAUCCUAAACUCUGGGAACUGCUUAUAAGCGCACCAAAGAAAAAUUAUGAAAAAAUCUGCUUGGAUUUUGGGGUUACUGACUUUCGGUGGAUGUUGAAGAGAUUGAACCAGAUGAAGAAGGAAAGGGCAGACGAACAGGCAAAGGUUGUAGAGCAGCUGGACAAUGUGAAACAAAUUGAAGUGAAACCAAACGGAAAAGCUGAAUUUGGAUUUGACAUGCAGCUAUGGGAUCCCAAUAGUGCAGUUAACUUAUACAAGGAUGGCGUAAUGGUUCCUUAUGCAGAUGAUGAAAAUUCAAAACAUAGCCUUAGGAAAAAAGGAACAAAUUAUAUAUUUAGCAUUAAAGACCCUCAGCCAGAAGAUGCUGGAUUUUACCAGGUUGAUGUCGAAGAGGCAAAUGUUCUUGCAACUGACUUCAGAGUGCCUGCAGUGGAGUUUGUAGACAAGAUUAAGGAUGCUAAGGCUGUUGAAAGUGAGGACGCUGUAUUUCAGUGCGUUUUGUCAACACCACUCAACAGAAUUACUUGGUCAAGAGAAGACUCCUCACUUGAACAUGGGGACAAAUAUGAGAUCACCGUCUCAGAGGACAAACUAACUCACACAUUAAGAGUAAAAGAUUGUGAAAUUGCAGAUAAGGGGGCAUAUUAUGCCAUUGCUGGUAUUGCUUCCAGCAGGGCCUCUCUCAUGGUGGAAGAUCGAGGUGUUCAAUUUGUCAGUGGGCUAUCAGAUACAAAUGCCAAUAUUGGAGAACGGGUGGAGAUGUCCUGCAAACUAAGCAGUGAGACGUCAGAAGGGCGCUGGUACAAAAAUGGGAAACUGCUAACAAAUGAAGAUGGGGUAACAAUUAUCAAAGAUGGAGCCUUUCACAGGCUGAUAGUUGAUUGCUGUAAAAAAGAUGAUGCAGCUGUGUACCGCUUUGAAGCUGAAGGACGUAAAUCAGAAGCAACACUUAGUAUUCAAGAUCCACCAAAAUUGGACCCUGAUGCACUAGGAAAUUUCACAAAGCCAGUCAUUAUAAAGGCAGGCGAAAAUGCUGAAUGGAAGCUGCCAUUCUCAGGCCAAGCACCAAUGACUAUACAGUGGUACAAGAAUGACGAUGAGCUGCUGCCAGCCCUCAAUGUGAAGAUUGAAACGUCUGAUACUGAGAGUCAACUACGCCUUAUUAAGUGUCAAAGAAAAGACAGUGGAGAGGUGAAAAUCAAAAUAAAAAAUGAAUUUGGUACAACAGAGGCAAUAUCCAAACUUAUUGUACUGGGUUAUCCUGGACCACCAGCUGUACCCAAAGUGGUCAGUGCCUUUAAAGACUGCAUUAAUCUGGCAUGGAGUCCUCCAUGUGACACCGGAGGAACCAAAAUAGUGGGAUACAAUUUGGAAAAGAACAAGAAAGGCACCAAUUACUGGAGCCUUGUAAAUCAAAAGGGGCCAAUUACAGAUACAAAGUAUGCAGUUAAAGACGUAUUUGAAGGAGCAGCAUAUGAAUUUCGAGUGUCAGCUGUCAACCUGUCUGGUGCUGGAGAUCCCAGCAUUCCAUGUGACACAGUUAUUGCAAGAGAUCCAAUGAAACCCCCAGGCAAAGUCACAGACCUUAAAUUAACAUCUUCCAAUUACACGACAUUUUCGCUGGCUUGGACUAAACCUAAGGAAGUGCAAGGGGUAGAAGAUGAAGCCCAAGGGUAUUAUGUGGAGAUCAGACCAAUAGAGAACCUUGAAUGGACCCGCUGUAAUACCAUCCCAAUUACUCUAACAUCCUACACUGUGCUUGGCCUUAAGGCAAUGGCCACAUACUGGGUGAGAGUAAUUGCCACCAAUUAUGGAGGUGAUGGAGAACCUCAGAGCUUUGAUAAUUAUAUCAUUGCUAUGCCUCCUCCUGUCAAACCAAAGUUUAAAGACCGCAACAUGAAGACCUUUGUGGUGGUGAAAUCUGGAAACACUGUUCGCCUCAACAUCAACUUUGAGGCAUCUCCCAUGCCUGAAAUCUUUUGGUUAAAGGAUGGUAUUCCAGUACCAAAGCAUGUAACCAUUACCAACUCUGAUAAAGGAUCUCAACUCUUAAUUCCUACAUCUGAGAGGACGGACACUGGCAUCUAUACCAUUACUGUCAAGAACAUGGUUGGCCAGGAAAGCUUUAAUGUUGAAAUCAGAGUUACAGAUGAUCCUAAACCUCCAGGUCCAGUGGAGCUGGAACAGAAUAUCCCAGGAACAGUGACACUGUCCUGGACUCCCUCUCCAGAUGAGAAAAGGGAUGACAGGCUGCACUACAUGGUAUCAAAGAGGGACUCCUUCAAACGGACUUGGAGAACAGUGGCAGACAACCUCUUUAACAACAAAUUCACAGUUGUCAACAUUUUACCUGGACGGCAGUAUCACUUCAGGGUGUUCGCUAAAAAUGACAUGGGCCUUUCUCCUCCUUCCGAGUCCCCUGCGUUUGAAACCAAAAAGGAAAAAGAAAAGUUCCAAGUAAACAGGCCAGAGAUAAAACACCGGAUCUUCGAUUCUCCUCCCUCCUUUAUUGUUCCCCUGAAGAGGCGUACAGCCCCACAAGGUUAUGAAUGCUACAUGAGCUGUGCCAUUAAGGGUGAUCCAGCUCCACGUGUUACGUGGUACUGGAACAAUAUCAGCCUCAACACAAACACCAACUACCACAUCACAAAUGUAUGUGGAGUCUGCUCCUUGCUUAUACUGAGAGUAGGACCCAAAAACAACGGGGAAUACAAAGUUGUCAUACAGAACAAACUGGGGACUGCGGAGUCAUCAAUGAUGCUGAAUGUCAGAGAGUGAAGACAAGCCACAGCUCCUGGGAAGAAGCUGAACAAACACCUAUGUGGAAAUAAUAUAACCAAUAAAUAAAAUGUAAUGGAAAAUGUG
Neolamprologus brichardi is the source of this 3390-nucleotide messenger RNA. The record is from RefSeq and is a predicted model, not a curated record. NCBI's taxonomy places the organism in Eukaryota, Metazoa, Chordata, Actinopteri, Cichliformes, Cichlidae.